CACGUGACCCCCGCUGUAGUAAAAGGUCUCCGUAAAUAUUCUGUUUCUUCCUCCAGACAGAGCCUGCUCUAAAAAAUAAAAUAAAAUAGCCAAAGCUCUUGAGAUGAAAGGAGAGCCGUGAACGAGACGGUGAUGAUUGUUUCUGGCACGUGCUGCUACUCCUUAUCCCAUGACUCAUGGAUUCAUGAGUUUUAUAUUGAUUCUUUGUGAUCAUUCAUGCUUUCAUAUUCCAAUCUGGUGGAGGAGUAAGGACACUCUUAAACAAGUUGUGACUUCAAGAGCUUUUCCAUUUACGGCAAAUGCCCACAGUAUUUUCUCUAAAAAGAAGACACCUUAGGCCAUGAACUCUGCCUUCUCCACAUCCUUUUGAUUGUGCUAGAAGAGAAACAGCACAAGAUACCAGCAGCAAUUGCCCUCCAAGACAAGAAAAGGAAAGGAGGGGAUAAAACACAUCCAUCUUAGUCUCCUGCUUCAGGUUAACUGGUUUAACAACAUAUGUGUGAACAGAAUUAUUAAAAGACAGACACAAUCACCAGUUCUGUUCUGCAACACUAUUGCUGCAAUGUCCUGCUUUUAAGAUGGGUUCCUCAGAGAAUAGGAAGUAGACUGAUAAGACAAGCACACAGCUUCUUGGUUCAGACAAAGCAUACUAAAUAAGCAUCCCGUUAUCUAAAUCACAGCUCAACAUGGCUUGGGAGGAAAUUGAGGAGUACAAUUAUAGCAUGUGGCACCAUUUCGUCCUAUGGUUAAUCGUCAUCUUUAUAUGGUGGAAAUGGAGAGGUAGGGAGAAUUUAGACGAAGUGGAUCCCGAAGGGAAAUACAUAUUCAUCACUGGUUGUGACUCUGGAUUUGGGAAACUGGCAGCUAUGACCUUUGAUAGGCGAGGAUUUCAAGUGAUUGCUGGUUGCCUCACGGAAAAGGGGGCAAAGGAGCUGAAAGAGGAGUCAUCGGCCAACCUCCAAACAGUGCAGCUGGAUGUGACAAACUCAGACAACAUCAAGCAAGUAGCAGAACAAGUUAAGAAAGAAGUAGGACAACGUGGUCUCUGGGGCCUUAUCAAUAAUGCUGGUGUCAUGGGACCAUCAGCCCCUACCGACUGGCUGAAGAUUGAGCACUUUAGAGCGCCCAUUGAAAUCAACCUGAUAGGCCUCAUAAAUGUUACAUUAAACAUGCUUCCGUUGUUGAAGAAAGCCAAAGGAAGAAUAGUAAAUGUAACCAGCGUUGGUGGUAUUCUGGCAAUAUGUUCAGGGGGUUAUUGUCCAUCCAAAUAUGGAGCAGAAGCCUUCACCAACAAUUUAAGACAGGAUAUGAAGCCCUUUGGAGUGGAAGUGUCCUGUAUUCAGCCUGGCUUGUUCAAAACACCUCUCUCUGAUAGAGCCCGGGUCAUAAAAGAAAAAGUGGCCAUUUGGAAUAGCCUUCCUCCCACCAUCCAACGGCAAUAUGGUGAACAUUACCUCAAGGAAGAUGCAAAAAAGAAAGAUAAAUUAGUCAAGAUGUGCCAGAAUUCAGACCUGUCACUGGUUGUGAGGUGCAUGGAACAUGCCAUAAUGAGCAAAUAUCCAAAGGCUUAUUACAGCGUAGGCACAGAUGCUAAAUUCCUUUGGAUUCCUCUUUCAAAGAUGCCCACCUUUAUCCAGGACUACAUGCUCAUGAAGAACAAAGUUAAGCUAUUUAAUCCAAACUCAGAAUAAGAUCUCCUCCUUUGUUUCCUUGGAGGGAAACGCCAACCUGUUGGCUCCGAACUUAUGAUACUGUGACCAUUGUUUGUUACCCAGUUCAAAGUACCAAUUCACAUACAUGCUUCAAAAGCUGUGCUUGCUUAAAUAAGGAAGAUAAAUACUCCAAUGUUCAGGCAAACAAGCAUCCAGUCGUGUGGGUGAUCCCAUUUCUUGCUGACAUUAAGACAGUAACAUGGUCUGUAUUGUCUGAUGGUUGUUAAGGCUGAACUAGCAUUUGCUGACAAAAAUACAUCCUAGGCAAUCGAUCAGUCAAAACUUGGAAAACUCUACUAUCGCAGGACAGUGAAAUAAUCGUGUAUUUUAAGAGCUCAUGAGAAGAAAAACAAAGCACAAAGGCAGUUAAAAAUACUAUGUACUUUGCAAACAUUGGUGAUUUGAAAGAGCUCUACAGAAGCAAAACAAAAUCCUGGUUCACCCUUUAUAUGUACGUAUGUGUGUGUGUAUGUGAGAGAGAGAGGGAGGAAGGGAGCGAGGGAGAGACAGAGAGACCCAUAUAAUGGCAGUUUAAGCCCUUUGCAGAGGAUUGAAUUCUCGGAUGAUUGGAAUUUGCCCAGAGGUCAAGAGACUAACCCAAGGAAGGACCAAUUGAAAGAGAUAUAGGUAGCCCUUGACUUACAACCACAAUUGAGCCUAAAAUUUAUGUUAAGUGAGACAUUUGUCAAGUGAGUUUUGACCCAUUUUAUGACCUUUCUUGACACAGUUGUUAAGUGAAUCACUGCAGUUGUUGAGUUAGUAACCUGGUUGUUAAGUGAAUCUGGUUUCCCCAUUGACUUAGAUUGUUGGAAAGUGGCAAAAUGUGAUCACACGACCCUGGGACACAAUAGCUAUCAUCAAUAUAAACCAGUUGCCAAGCAUCUGAAUUUUGAUCACAGCAAGUUG
This is a messenger RNA of Notechis scutatus (mainland tiger snake), 2618 nucleotides long. Lineage: Eukaryota; Metazoa; Chordata; Lepidosauria; Squamata; Elapidae. The record is from RefSeq and is a predicted model, not a curated record.